This is a messenger RNA of Acipenser ruthenus (sterlet), 375 nucleotides long. Its product is annotated as BAG family molecular chaperone regulator 1-like. The record is from RefSeq and is a predicted model, not a curated record. The transcript is spliced from 5 exons. Lineage: Eukaryota; Metazoa; Chordata; Actinopteri; Acipenseriformes; Acipenseridae. Gene Ontology annotation, molecular function: protein-folding chaperone binding. The coding region runs from base 1 to 375 and encodes 124 amino acids.
AUGGGCAAUAGUCCAGAGGAAGAGGCAGAACUGAAUAUAUUGAAGGAUCUAGAGAAGUCAGUAGGUCAGACAUCCAAGAAGGUGGAAAAAGUUGAUGGCAAGCUAACAGGUUUAAAGAAUGGUUUCUUAGCAAAGAAUCUUCAGGCUGAAGCUUUAAGCAAGCUUGAUCAGCGAGUUAAGGUGGCAGCUGAACAGUUUAUGAAGAUCCUUGAACAGAUGGAUGCCAUGAGUUUUCCUGAAAAUUUUAGCGACUGCAGAAUGAAGAAGAAAGGAUUGGUUAAAACUGUUCAGGCCUGCCUCGCUCAGUGCGAUAAGAUAGAAACAGGCAUUUCAGAUCAUCUUGCAAAACUGCAAUCAAAGAACUUGUCUGAAUAA